GAGAACUAAGUUGCUUCAGGGCCGGACGUGCAGCUCACUUCGCUGUCCACAUCGCGGAACCUCACAGAAGCGGGGAUCCGAGGGCUGGAAAGGAACUUCGGGCUGUGUUGCGAGACUUCCUGUUGGUCUACAAUCGGAUGACAGAACUCUGCUUCCAGCGCUGUGUGCCCAGCCUGCACCACCGAGCUCUGGACUCUGAGGAGGAGGCCUGCCUACACAGCUGUGCUGGGAAGCUGAUCCAUUCCAACCACCGCCUCAUGGCCGCUUAUGUGCAGCUCAUGCCUGCCUUGGUACAGCGCCGCAUCGCAGACUACGAGGCUGCCUCGGCUGUGCCGGCUGCUGCUGCUGCUGCUGAGCAGCCCAGAGACCCGUCUUCAGGCAGCUAGCCAUCCCCAACCCCAGGAGAGAAGGCACUGGAUGGACCCUCAGAUGGAAGGACCCAGUGGACCUUGGUCUUGAUGAAUCCUGCACAUAGAGAAUGAGGGGUUGCCUGAAACCCGGGUACCGUUGCUCCUCUUUCUGGAGCCAAUAAACCCCCCUUUCACUCUG
This is a messenger RNA of Otolemur garnettii (small-eared galago), 549 nucleotides long. RefSeq names its product translocase of inner mitochondrial membrane 10B (gene TIMM10B). The record is from RefSeq and is a predicted model, not a curated record. Bases 138 to 386 code for a protein of 82 amino acids. Lineage: Eukaryota; Metazoa; Chordata; Mammalia; Primates; Galagidae. The transcript has 3 exons. Gene Ontology annotation, cellular component: mitochondrial intermembrane space chaperone complex.